Molecule: messenger RNA, 1254 nt
Organism: Cryphonectria parasitica EP155
Lineage: Eukaryota; Fungi; Ascomycota; Sordariomycetes; Diaporthales; Cryphonectriaceae
Product: putative PfkB family kinase
Exons: 6
Coding region: 298-1254 (318 amino acids)
Source: RefSeq, a predicted model, not a curated record
AUGAUGUGCAAUUUCAUGUACAACUAGUCAGUUGUGAGGAGGCAUGGCCUAUGACGUAAGGUGCAGUGCUGUACGUAGACGAGCACAUGUGCAGGCUAAACGACCCCUCCUAAAGAAACUCUCCUCUCAACGACGCAACAGCAUCUGUCUGUCCCUACUCUCAGACACGCCACCGAACCAGCGAAAAUCGCCCGUGCCAUUCGUGAAAUCCCCACAACUCAAUCCCUCACUCGAGGAUCACGAUUUACGAAUGGCCAUAGGCCGGCAAUAGGGGAAAUAAACUGAAAGAUCGCAGCCAUGAAGCACUUGAUCAUGGUCGGGGCUUGUUACCUCGACACCAUCCUCACUGUCCCUCAUUUCCCCGAAGAGGAUGCCAAACUGCGAGCCACAAGCCUCAAGAAACGGCGUGGUGGGAACUGCGGCAACUCGCUCGAGGUUCUGCAACAGCUUGUCCCGCCCGACCUAGUAGCGCUUCAUCUCGUCACCGUGCUGCCCAGCCGUCGAUCCGCAGCUACGGAAACAGUGCUGUCCUCGUUCGGGGCCGGAAGGUCUGCUGCUGCUGUCGACUUUAGCCAGUGCAUUCAUCGCGAGGACCAGACCGAGGCAGCCAGUAGCUUCAUCGUCCGCAGCCAGGCAACGGGUAGUCGGACGAUUGUGAAUCACAAUGAGCUGGCUGAGAUGACAGUCGACGAGUUUGUCCGUGUUGCAAAAGCUUUCGAGGACAAUGCUGCCGAUACGUGGUGGCAUUUCGAGGGUCGCAUCCCAGAGACAACGGACAAGUGCAUCCAGCACUUGCGCCACCACCUCCCGCAAUCUCGCGUCAGCGUCGAGGUCGAGAGGCCCGGUAGAGAAGGGUUACGGAAAUUGGCGAUGGAGGCGGACGUCGUGUUCUAUUCACGGACGUGGGCUGAGGGCGAAGGCUAUGCGACCGCUGGGGAUUGUCUGAUGGGCGAGGUUGCACCGAAGGCAUCCCUUCUCUUGAGCACUUGGGGCGCCCGCGGAGCCUGCGCCAUCACACCACCAAGCCGCGAGGUCUUGCAUGUCGAGCCAGUAUCCGAUCUAGCCGUACAAAUUGUCGACGCCGUUGGAGCGGGUGAUACCUUCAUAGCGGGGGUAAUGUAUGGCCUGUUGUGUCGGUCGGGGGACUGGGAUGUCGAGAAUACGGUGAGGUUUGCUGUAGACCUUGCCACGACCAAGAUCCAACAGGACGGCUUUGAAGGACUGGGUUCCAAGAGACCGCCUGCAGCAGUUUGA